This is a messenger RNA of Polistes dominula (European paper wasp), 10380 nucleotides long. RefSeq names its product retinoid- and fatty-acid binding glycoprotein apolipophorin (gene apolpp). NCBI's taxonomy places the organism in Eukaryota, Metazoa, Arthropoda, Insecta, Hymenoptera, Vespidae. The record is from RefSeq and is a predicted model, not a curated record. Gene Ontology annotation, molecular function: lipid carrier activity. Gene Ontology annotation, biological process: lipid transport.
AAUUACCGAAGCUUUUAUUGUGUGAUCUCGCGGCCACUUCUCUUUCUCUCUACGUGUUACACACGUUCUCUCUUAAAAUCAUCUAUUUUUCAUCUCACACAAUUAUUCAAGUGCUGGACUUACGGAAAAGUUCAGAAAACGAGAGAAUAAAUCAAAAAAUCGGCUGCGGAAACAUCAUGGGACAUCCACCACGGCUCUUAAGGGCCAUAUUAAUCUUUGGUUUUGUCCUAUUAUCCCUUAGUUCGGCAUCUGCUAAAAAAUGCAAUCUCGGUUGUCACGGUGGACAAUAUCCAAAAGCAUAUCAAGAAGGACAUACCUAUAUAUAUCGUCUUGAAGGAACAUCUGUAACAUCUGUCACCGAUGCAAAAGGCGACAGUUCUCUCAAUUUGAAAGCCAUCGUUGAAGUUACUGCUAAACCUGAUUGUGUUUUACAAUUAAAACUUAAAGACGUUCUUUUGAAUGAUGCUGCAGCAUCUUUGCCAGAUCUUCAAAAGCACGCCAUUCAGUUCAAUUACCAUCAUGGUCACAUUGAUUCUGAUAUUUGUGCUGAACCAGAUGAUUCACAAACAUCAUUGAACAUCAAGAGAGCCGUAGUAUCUUUGUUCCAAUCAGCUAUUCAACUUGAAUCCGGUUCAAGUGUUCAUCAUGAGACCGAUAUAUUUGGCAGUUGUCCCACUGACUUCACUUUCCAAAGAGAAGGUGAUUCAUUGCUCGUACAAAAACACAAAGAUCUUUCGCAAUGUUCAUAUCGCGAAAAUAUUAGACAAGGAUUGAUAACGUCAGUAUUCGACAAAUCGGCUGGCAUCAAAUCAACGCCAUUGUUAGCAUCUCAACAAAAAAUUGAACAACGUUUUAAACAGGGUAUCUUAAACAAAGCAUCGUCCACAGAAACGUACAAAUUCCAACCAUUUAGUAACGGUAAUGCUGGAGCAAAAACUGUAGUUGAGACAACUUUAACAUUUAAAGGAGAGAAAGGUGACAAUCCAUCAGCACCAGUAUCCAUUCCUAAGUCAAUAAUUUUCGAAGCACCACAUCCGGUAGUUAAAUCGUCAGUAGAUGCAAUUAGCAAUGCUUUGAAAGCCGUAUCGGAGGAAAAGGGUGAAGUUGUUAGUGAAAAGGCAGCCGAGAAAUUUGCCAAACUUGUCAAAGUACUUCGUGUGAGCAACAAGAAGGACAUACUUACGGUAUAUCAAAAGGUUAAUGCUGGUGGUGCAGGCUUUAACAAAGUUACCGAUAAGAAAAUAUUGUUGGAUGCAUUAUUCCGUACCGGUAGUGGGGAGGCAGCAGAAGUGGCCGUGGAACUUGUAAAAACUCAUCAAUUAACUAAUGUGCAAAACUUUGUCUUCUAUACCAGUCUCCCGUUGAUAAGACACGUCAAUCUUCCAGCAAUAACAGCUGUAACGUCACUUUUGAAUCAACCCAAUUUACCACGAAUUGGUUAUCUUGGUAUUGGACAUACGAUUGGCAAAUAUUGUCAAGAACAUUCAUGUGAAAAUGUUUCUGUAGUAAAAGACGCUAUACACAAGAUUCGUGAGAAAGUAGGAAAUGGUAGGACCAAAAAUAGAGCUCAAGAGAAUCAAAUAAUUUCUAACUUAAAGGCACUAGGAAAUUCAAAAUACAUGGAUGAUGCUACCUUACAAAAAUUAUCAAACAUCGUUGCUGACAAACAAGUGCGUAAUCGUGUACGUGUUGCAGCUAUUGAAGCAUUGUCAAAUACUUGCUCAAUGAAAUGGAAGAGUCAAGUUAUGAAUGUAUUGAGUGAUCAUGAUGAAGACAGUGAGAUUAGAAUAAAGAUAUAUUUAGCUUUGGUCAAUUGCGCAUGUCCACAGGUUGCUACCAAAAUAGAAGAAAUAUUAAACAAGGAAACGGUCAAUCAAGUUGGAUCAUUCAUAACCAGUCAUCUUCGUAAUUUAAGAGCAUCGACUGAUCCUAACAAGGAAGCUGCUAAAAAAUUAUUGGGUCAUAUCAAACCACGCAUCAAAUUCCCAGAAGAUUUUCGUAAAUUCUCUUUCAACAAUGAAGUAUCUUAUAAUAUGGACGCGUUAGGUAUCGGUUCCUCAGCUGAAAGUAACGUAAUUUACAGUCAAAAUAGUUAUAUACCACGUUCAACUAGUUUGAAUCUAACCGCUGAAGUAUUUGGACAAUCCUUCAAUUUCCUCGAACUCGAUACGCGCGUAGAAAAUCUUGACAGAAUUAUAGAACAUUACUUUGGACCUAAAGGUGAAUUCAGCGAAGAAUCCCUCGAUUUGAAGACAGCCAAGGAAACUGUUGAAGAGGUUGACGAAAUAAAAAAAUACGUCUAUCAACGUUUUGAAAAAUUGAAACGUAAUAAGCGUGAAGUUAAACAAGGAGAAUUAGACAAAUUUGCAAAAAAUGUACAAUUACGUAAUACCGAAGUAGAUGAAGAUCUUAACGUUGACUUGUCCGUGAAAUUAUUUGGCGUAGAACUCGCAUACUUGAGUUAUCAGGACAAUCCACAAACAUUGACAACGAAGAAUUUAAUCGACAAGAUUUUUGAAAAUUUCGAAACAGGAUUUGAUCUUGUUAAAGACUUCGAUUAUAACUUCCAAAAUCAUCUUCAGUUCUUAGACGCUGAACUGAUCUAUCCAACUGGUUUAGGUAUACCAUUGUCAUUGGGUGUAACAGGAACAAGUGUUGUUAACAUGAAAGCUAAAGGAAAAUUAGAUAUGGCAACUAUUUUGCAUGACCCAGAUAACGCGGCUGUAAGAAUUUCUCUGGAACCAAGUGCAUCAAUCAGAAUCACCGGUAGCAUGAUGCUCGAGGCAUUAGACAGAAAUUCUGGUGUGGUUAUUGCUGCUACCCUAGUUACCGAUACAGCUUCUGACGUGUCCAUCAAAGUGAUCGACGGUACUGGGUUUGAGGUUAGCUUUGGUGUCCCUAAGAAGAACCAACAGCUAAUAUCCGUAUCUAGCGAUGUAUUAUUUACGUCUGGACCAAAGGGUGAAAAUCUGAAAUCCCUUGAAUUUGACAAAGGCAAAGAAUAUGAAGAUUGUUUCGAACAAUUAUCAACUAUUUUGGGUUUGACCGUAUGUGGAAGUAUUCAGCUCCCAUACAACGAUCUUGAAUCGAUUAAAACUAAACCAUUCUUCCCGUUAAGUGGACCAACUAAAUUUUCCAUUAACAUUAAAAGCGAUGAUGUUAAAAAUUAUUAUUUUAAACUUUAUUACAACACAAAGGUACCUAAUGCACGUGCAUUGGAAAUUUUGUUCGAUACACCCAACAGUAAAGUGAGCAGACGUCUUUCUUUGUUGGUAGAAGGUAGUCUAGAACCGGAAAAAUAUUUCAAGGUAGAUCUCUAUUCACCUAUCAAAAAGGCUUCAGCUUUAGUUGUCCUCAAAAAUAAACCCGAAGAAAAAACAUUAUCGAUUCAAGCUCAACACGAUGUUAACGAUUAUUUCUUCCGUGUUGGAAUCAUUUCAAAUGGCAACAAAUACAAGCCUAUAUUAGAAUACAAAGUACCGGAACAUAUCGAAAAAUUAUCAUCUACGAAGUUGGCGGUUAAGGGUGGAAACGGCGGUCAAUUAUACAAAAUCGAUGGUGCUGUAAGUGUUGACAACUAUGAAGAUGGUAAAAAGUACACGUUUGAUAAAGUAGUCGUUAUUGGUGGUAACAAAAAGAUUGUUUCACUCGAUGGAUUUGCUAUUUCCACAACUAACAAGGCUACAUUUGACGUAAAACUUGGUUACGGUGAUGAGAAUUUAGCUUUAAAAUUGGACAGUGCUAGAUUAGGUGAGAGAAAUUACGUGGUAGAAUUAUCAGCUGUACCAUCGAAAGAUCCAAAUAUUGGAUUCAAUGCAAAAUGGGAAUACAAUAGACAACCAAAGAAACUUGAUCAUAAAUUUGUUUUCAUUCACGGUGCUGAUCCAAAUUCUCAAACCAAUCGUUUUACUUUGGAACAACAUUUAGAUUACAAUCUCAUUGCAAAUGAUUUUCUAUUAUCCGGAUCGACUAAACUGGCGUAUCCCGCUGUAAAUGGACUUUUAGAAUUGGAAGGAAAAGUAACUAACAAAAUAUUAGAAGGUGAACUCGAUAUAAAAUAUGAAAAAUUAAAAUUGGGUACAGAAUUGUCAUUAAAAACCGAUAUGGUUAAAUCAGGCGAUUACGAUUUUGAAUUAGAAGUUGAACUUAUGCAAAAUAAAAUCGAAUUGAAAUCAAAACGUACGAUCAUUGAGACCAAUAAAAAAAGCAAGUACCAGAAUUCUAUCGAAUUAUCACCAGGUGGUAAAUAUGAAGCCAAUGGUGAAAUAACACACGAAAUAAAUAGAAAUCUUGUUAUUUUACAAUUGAACGGUGAUGUCAAUCUAAAUGGUAAAGUUGUUACAAUUGAUAUGGCACUUGACGCUAAACCGGAGGAUUUUAAUUCUCAUGCAAUCAUUGCAAUUGCUGGAAACAAAUAUUUAGACUUCUAUUUGAAAAAUCACGUUGGUGUAAAUCCCAAUGGAAAAUUGAAUUUGAACGUAAAGAAUUAUUUGAUCGUCGUUGGACAAUAUAAUUAUAAUAAUGGCAAAGGAAAUGGACAAAUUACGAUCGAUGUUCCUAAAUACAAUCGUAAGAUCAAAGCUCUUGGUGAUUUAACCGUAUCCGGUACAAAACAUGUAGGAAACGUUGAAUUGUUGUACGAUGCAGACAAAGAUCCAAAUAAACGGAUUAAAUUAUCAUCGGUUUCUGACAUAACUGAGACAUCGGUUGACACUAAAAAUAUCUUGGAAAUUCUUACGUAUAAAUUAGAAUUAAAUGUAAAAGGUAAUUUGAAAGGAACAAUACAUAAUGGUGAAUUAACGAUCAAUGCAGAUACCACUUUACCAAAUGGACGACAUAUUGUUUUGUCUGGAAAACGAGUAUCCGCCAAUAAAGAUAACAAAUAUGAUAUCAAUGUGGAAUCUGAAGUUACAGAUUACGUUAAAAAAGGUGACAAGUCACAAAAAAUGAAGUAUAUUAUAGAUCUGAAAGAUUUCAACGUGGAUAAAAUGACUUUCAUGUGGAAAUUACAUUCGAAUUACGUUGGUUUUGAAGGACGUGAUUUGGUAUCCGAUAUAGUCCUUAAUCAUCUCGAAGAUGAUUCGAAAAAAACCGUAGAACUUGAUUUGAAACAUUCGGGAUCGUAUCUGCAUAAACCAUUUGCUUUUGGAAUAAAAAGCGAUUGCAAUAAAAAUGGCGGCGGAGCGUUUGAUGUCAAAUCAUCUCUUGGAAAUGUAUUCGAUCUUACGGCUAAUGUUAAUUACCAUGUUGGUAACAAUGUAAACACACCUUACAAAUACGACCUUAAAGGUGAAGUUAAACUGCCAUUUGAAAAACUGCAAAAUCUCAAAUUACACUUAUCUGAAAGUUUGUUAUUAAAUCUUGGAGAAAAUAAUCUUGUUGAGUAUUCAAAUAAUUACGAUAUUACUUAUAACAAUGAUAAAAAUAUUAAGAUGGAAAGUCAAAUGAAAUACAAGGGUAAUAGUAAAAACAAUGAAGGUGGUGGAAAGAUUAGUUUGACUGUUCUUCAAUAUCCAACAUUAACUAUUGAAAAUACAUUCAAUAACGCAGAAUCAGAAAAUAUACAGAAAGGUUCUUUAUCGAUGAAAUUGAAUUAUGGUGACAAGGGUGGAACUUUGACAAUUAAUGACGCUUGUGCUUACGAUUUAUCAAUGAUCGAACUCAAGGCCAAAGCUACGACGACUCUAGACAAAUUAAAAAAUAUCGAUUUCCAACUUAGCCAUCAGGCAAAACCAGAAAAGAAUAAUAGACAAACUGAAGCCACCUUGCAAUUGGAUGAUUCAAAAUAUACAUUGAAUACUGAAAUUCAAGAACUUAGAACUGCACCAUUGAUUCACAUUACCUUCACAUGUCCAAGCGGCGUGACAGAAUUAUUAUCCAAAUUCCAGAAACUCGGUGACAGCGAUUACACAGGUGAAUGGAAGAUUGAAACACCGGUAGGAUUUGUUAUGGCUGAUGCACGAGUCAACUUAGAAAGUAUUGAUAAUUUCUUAAUUAAUAUCAACCUGGACAGUGAUAAAUUAAAAGAACGUAAAAUUCAUGCUGAGAUAGCUAACAAACCUACUGCUAAAGCUGGGAAAAGGAUUAUCAUCACUGUAACCAGUGAUGGCAAAAAUUUGGUAACUGGAAGUACAAAUUACAAAAAACGUGAAGAAGGAGGCAAACUAAUUGUAGAAGGUAACGGUAGCUUGAAAAUCGGUGACAAUGUUAGAAGCUCAUCAUUUAAAUAUACUCAUCAACAAUUGACACAUGAUCAUGAUGGUGAAACUGGCGUGGCUAUGGUUCUUAAUGCUAAUUUCGGACCAUCAGCAAUAGUUGGUGAAAUUAAGCUAACAAAUAAAGAAUUACAUGUAUUCAAUAGUUAUUGUGAACAAAAUAAGGACUGUGCACACUUCAAACUUCAAUCAACUUUGGAUACAGACAAAAAAACUUAUCUGAAACAACAACAAACGGUGGAAUUCGAUUUGAGAAAGUUCAAUAUACCUGCCGAAUUUGGAUUACAAAUUAACACUCAAUAUUUGAAUGAUAUGUUUGAUCAUACAGCUAGUUUAUACAUGCAUUCGACUAAAGAUAAAUCACAAUACACUUAUCAACUUUAUGUUCAUCCAAAGGAAGCUGCUGCUAUUUUAACUUUACCAACUCGUGAGCUGGCACUUAUUGCAACAUUGGAUCUUCCGAAAAAUAAACCAACUGGAUCUUACAAAUUUGUACUUUCAUCGUUCUUAGAUAGAAAGAAUAGUCCAUUAGAAAAAACAAGUUUAUCAAUUAACGGUGAUGUUAACGCUGACAAAUCUAGUUUAUCCAUCAAUGGUGAAGCCAAACUUACCUAUCCAUCACAGACAAAGGACAUGUUGAUAAAAGGUAAAUUACAUAGCAACGAUCAAAAUCUAUUGGAUGCUAGUGUCGACAUUGAUGUAUUCGCAAAAAAAUCGCAAAAAGUUAAUUUAAUUGCUAAAAUAGUACGAUUACCAAUUGAAAAAGGCUAUAAUGUAACUGGAUUAAUUGAAGUAAUUAGCAAAGGUCAACAACUGAAGAUCGAACAUAAAACACAUUUGGUUUUGUCAAUGAAUGAAAUAGGAGCUGGUUCUAUAUUAUCGUACACCGAUAUAAAUCAAAAACCAAGAAGUACCAUACAAUUAUUCUCUGCUAAUGAAAAUGAAGCACAUCUAUUGAUAACUCUUCCCAGUAGAGAGAUCAUUAGAUCUGAUGUUAAAAUGGAAUAUUCGAAAAAUUUACAAAAAAUGGAUAUGGAAACGAAGGUCCUUGACAAAAAGCAUUACAUUGGUAGCAUUGAAAUUAACGAUUUAAACAACUUCAAAUUUGUAAAUUACGAAAAGGGCAACCCUAACGACAAAUUGACUGCUAAUGGUCGUGUUGUAUUAGGAGAACUUGCGGAAGUUCAUUCGAAUUUCUAUAAAAAUGGUGAAAAGAAAAAUUUGUUCCACGUUUUAGUACACCUUGAUGAAAACAAAUUUUUGAGACCCGAUUUUGGAUAUGAGAAAGAUAAUAUUGAAUACAUAGCGGAUUACAUUAGAAAGGUCAUUGUUGAUACAGCGCAACAAGUGAAAACAGUUACAGCUGAUACAGGUAAAGAAAUUGUAACAGAAAUGAAGGAUCUUUUAGAACAUACCAAAAAAGCUCAACCAAAUUUGAAACCACUUUUGGAUUAUUAUUCUGGUGAAUUGAAUAAAUUUAAAAACGAACUCAAUGCUGAUCAAACUAUUCAAGAGAUUCAAGCAAAUAUAAACAAACGUUUUGGAUCAUUUAUAAAUGCUGCCAAUGAAAUUGUUAAAAAAUUUAUUGAACAAUUUAACGAACUCUCUAAACAAUACAACAUAGUUAUUUCUAAAUUGACUGAAGCAAUGGAAGCAACUUAUCCACAAAUAAAAGAAUCUUAUAAGAAAAUUUUCAACGCAGUCGUUGAAGUAUUAGAUGCAACUGCUAAAGUGGCCACGGCUUAUAUAAAAACUGUUUUAAAUGUCAUUAAUGAUCACCAAAAGGAAAUCAAAGAAUUGAUCGUUAUGGCAACAGAAGUUUUCCAAGGUGUUGCUAAAGUAUUAUUUAAAGCAGCUGAACAACUCAAAAAGGAUCUUAAUGAAUUUGCAACUUUGCUCAUCAAUCAAGCUAAAGCUUUACCUGUUUAUGAAAUUGCAAAAGAGAAAUAUAAUCAAGUGAAAAACUUCGAAGUACCGCAACAAAUAAUAAACUCUAUUGAAGAGUUUUGCAACAUGAUAAAAGCAGGAUUACCAACGGAAGAAUUAAAAAAUGUCUUCAGUUCAAUAUGCGACUAUGUAAUGAUGAUUAUCAAACGACAAAAGCCUGACAAUGCUCAACACUUGAAUAAAAUUUAUACACAAGGCAUUGCUGUACUUAAAUCUUUAAUAGAUCUAAUAGAAACACCAACAUUCUAUUAUAAUGUUAAAAACAUUUUCGACACUAAUGUACCAAUCAAUUUGGGUCUUUUAAGUAAAUUACCUGGUAUUGCCUCAUUGAAAAUUUCAGUCUUAAAUGUUUUGCGAAACGGUGAAUUACCAACACCUCUUGAUGUUUACUACACCUACAGGCCUACUUUGCAUGUAAAUGACAUCGUACCGCCAUUCAGUAAAACAGGAACUGUCAUUGAUGGAGGACACAUCUUUACAUUCGAUGGAAAUCAUUUGACAUUACCUGGAACAUGCAAUUAUAUUCUAGCACAAGACAUGCAAGAUGGUAAUUUCUCAGUUAUCGGAAACUUCCAAAAUGGAGUUUUAGUCAGUGUAACUAUUACUGAACCCAAAGAAAGUAUCACCCUAAAAAGCAAUGGAAACAUCUUGGUAAACAACAAACCCGCGGAUUAUCCUGCUAAUACAAAGAAUUUACAUGCUUUCUUGACCAAACCAUUAGUUAAUGUAAAAUCUGAUUACGGUGUAAGGGUAAUAUGUAAUGGAAAAGCACCUAUGAUUUGUACAAUACGAGUUUCUGGCUUUUACCUUGGCAAAUUACGUGGACUUCUUGGUGAUGGCAAUAAUGAACCAUAUGACGAUUUUACUUUGCCAUCUGGAAAGAUUACUCAAGACGAGAGUGAGUUUGGAAAUGCUUACAAAUUAAAAGGAGAUUGUCCAGCAGUUACUGCAGUUAAACCUGGUGCACCAACUGCAGCUUGUGCUGAAUAUUUCACCAAACCUACUUCACCAUUAAGCUCCUGCUUUAAAAUAGUUAACCCGAAAAUCUAUCGGGAUGCUUGCGAUCAAAUCGUAAAUGCUGGUACUUCUAAGGAAGGAAAAUGUUCGAUUGCAAUGGCAUAUUAUGUAGCCUGUUACGAGCACAAUGUCUUUGGCAUAAGCAUGCCUACUGAUUGCGUAAGCUGUAAAGUUGGCGCAAAUUCAUUGACCGUUGGUGAAAAAUUCAGUGUCAAGUUACCAAAGAAAGAAGCCGAUAUUAUUUUCGUAGUAGAAGAGACAGUACAAAAUGAAAAAGUUUUCAAGGAUAUGAUCGUACCACUUAUGAGUGAAUUAAGAGAAGAAUUGAAACAUCAUGGCUUAACUGACGUUCAUAUUGGUCUCGUUGGUUUUGGUGAACACUUGAACUGGCCACGUCAUUAUACAACUGACGGCAACACAAACAUCGUAGGUGAAGUAAAGAACAUUAAAUUCGAAGGAGAAAACCCAAUCAUAUCAUUACCAGAAGCUAUAAAAGGAGAUUUAACUAAAAAAUUCAAAUAUCUCGAGCAAAGAUAUGACGUUGAAUUUGGUACUUUCAAAUUAACUGAAGCUUAUGAACAAGCAAUAAAUUAUCAAUUUAGACCGGAAGCAGUUAAAGCUGUUGUUGGUGUCAUAACCAGUCCAUGUGAAAAGAGUCCUCUACUUAUUUCAUUACAGCAAUUGCGUUUACUUCUUGGACAAAAAGUGUAUCGUGAUCUGGGAUUAGAAUAUUACCACGUGUCAUUCCUAAAUGAUAUUCUUAUUUCUGGAAAACCACAGAAGAAUAUCGUUGGUUAUGAUUAUGACAGUGCUUAUACUUUCUCUGAUAGUAAAAAGAAACCUAUGGAAGGAAGUAAUGAUCUUAGAAAUAACCUUGUUUUAUCAACAAACGAUGUUUGUGCAGACUUUGCUGCAUCCUCCGGUGGAGCAGCAUUUAAUUCGAACAAUUUCUUGGAAGCUAAACCAAAUCAAAGAAAACAGUUCGUUCAAGUAGUUGCUCGAAGAAUUACCAGUGGUCUUGUGGACACUGAAAUCGAAGAGGAUUGCGUGUGCAAACUAUCUUACGGAGCAUUUGCUCGUCCACGUUGCAAAGUUGUAAACAAGAGAGAGAAGGAACCUCUGACGAGGCACACCAAGGGUGGAGUUAAGGGAUAGAUCUGUCUCGUAUAAUAGUAGAGACUAUUAUUAUUAUUAAUUAAUC